CCAUUUGCUGCCGCCAUGGCCGCCGUGUGCGAGGGCCUGCUGGCCAAGCUGAACGAGCUCAUGGACUUCCUGCGCUUCGCCAAGCUGCCGGGUGCCGAGUUCCGCGGCGUGGUGACGUUCAUGUUCCGCGCGUCUCCCAACGACAAGGAAAAUAUCGCAUGCAUGCGCACCAUCGACAUGCGUCGUGGACUGGAAGUGGAUAACACCACGUUGCACCCACAAGACCCAUUUUUGCCGGAGGUGGCCGUGGUUUACGUGAGUCUGGCAGACUUCCUCUACAUGUACUCGGGGGAGGCCACGGCCAGUGAGAUCGCGGGCAUGGUCAUGUCUGGCCGCGUGUCGGUGCCCUGGAGCUCGUACGGCAAGUUGAAGGCUUUUGCCGAGUGUUUCGACUUUUCCAGUGAAAAAUGGGACGCCUACUACGCGGACCUAAAAUCGCGUGGGGUGGCGCAAGAAGUCCCUAAAUGUACCCAAAAGUGCUGCCAGCAGAGCAGCAAAGAGGACAUCGAGGCGAAUUGGCUCCUGGUCUCGGACGCCACGUCCACGAGUGGCGGGGGCGACUGGGAGGUGGUCUCCGACUUGCAGUGCCUCAAUGUGUCCAAGGAGAAGAGGGAGGAGAUGGAAAAGGUGUUCGACUUUACGCCACUGGAAGAGUGGCUGGGCAGGUUGUGGAACGGGAAGGGAGGGGAAGGCGCGCGGCCUGCCAGGUCGCUGCAGUCGAACGUCAAGAGCUCGCUCAGUGACCUCAAGUCCAUGGCCGGCAAGCUCUUCGUGUCGCUGGAGGCGUAGGCUUGCUUCCCCCCUCUUAAAGCAGCAGAAGCAGCGGGUGCUCACUGUAAUGUUGCUAUUGCUACCAGCACCAUACCAAUUGCAAUCAUCGUGUACAAGUUGUUGCUGGGCUACCUGGUGGCUUUGGCGUAUGCACUGCACUGCCUGCGUCUCGUUGUUGCCAGUUGUGCAUACGGCGAUGAAGCUAUUUGUCUCGCAGGAUGUGGUAGGACGUCGAGCACCGGAACCUAGAUGAAGGUCGCCGACCGAUUCGGCGCUGUUGCGCAAAAGGAAAAGUGGAUAUAUAGGUACGAGUCGACCCAUGUAUCUGCAUCUACACGCGUUAACAAUGUGAACUUCACAUU
Messenger RNA from Phytophthora sojae, 1133 nucleotides. RefSeq lists its product as hypothetical. The record is from RefSeq and is a predicted model, not a curated record. Lineage: Eukaryota; Oomycota; Peronosporomycetes; Peronosporales; Peronosporaceae. Bases 16 to 789 code for a protein of 257 amino acids. The transcript has 3 exons.